AUGGACAUGGACGGGCCAACACUCGCGGAAGAGUUCUUCGACUUGACCUCGGUAGAGGUGGCCGCCAACCACCUGCAGCCUGCCGAGUCGGUGGGUAAGGAAAACAGCGUGCAGGCAGCGCAGACUUCGCAUCGUCUUGAUAUCAUGUACGCCUGGCUCGUAGGUGAUGAUCCAUGGAGCGACAAUGGCCGUACAUAUUAUGGCGGAAAGCGCUCUCUAUUCGGAGGCCGUGUGAUGGACCUCGGUUGCGGUCAGGGUGACCUCACUGGCGCCAUGGCCGCUGUCCUCGCCAAGAACAUCGAUCUAUUCCAACUCAAGAACUCCGAGCCACCAAGCAUUGUCGGCGUGGACCCUGCCUCGCCAGACUAUGGCUCCCCUUACACACUUCACCAGGCCCAGUCUCACCUCGCUCAAAACGAGGCCCUCAAGCCUCAUCUUUCCUUCAUCUUGGGCAAGACCGCGCACGAGGUGCUCAAAUCGCAGCACUUCGACACUGUGACCCUCGCGCACAGCAUCUGGUACUUUCCGUCCGUCAAGAUGAUCCGUGAUACCUUCAAGGCGAUACGCGAGGCUGGCGUCAAGAAUCUCCUGCUCGCCGAGUGGGCAAUGUCCGUAUCCCACACUGAAGCCGUUCCCCACCUGCUCGCUGUGCUCUUGCAAGCCCAAUCGCCUCUACGGGACGGUAACGUCCGAACGCCGAUCAGCCCCACCCAAAUUGUAGCAUUGGCAGCCGAGGCUGGCUGGAAGGUAGACGAUUACGUCAUCUUCACUCCUCGCAAAGAGCUUCAGGACGGCAGGUGGGAGGUUGACAUGGCGCGCGACGCUGUCAAGCUUUUCAACGACUCCGUGCCGGAGGCGCUCGAUCAGUCCGGUCAGAGACUGCUGCACUCGAUCCAGACGUCGAGCUCGGCGCUCGAAGAGGCCGUCCGCUGGGGUGGCAAGGGCAGAUGCAUGGACGUCUGGACCGCCGUGCUCUCGCCAGCCUAG
This is a messenger RNA of Moesziomyces antarcticus, 987 nucleotides long. RefSeq lists its product as uncharacterized. The transcript has a single exon. The record is from RefSeq and is a predicted model, not a curated record. Lineage: Eukaryota; Fungi; Basidiomycota; Ustilaginomycetes; Ustilaginales; Ustilaginaceae. The coding region runs from base 1 to 987 and encodes 328 amino acids.